This is a messenger RNA of Neogale vison (American mink), 2321 nucleotides long. RefSeq names its product G protein subunit gamma transducin 2 (gene GNGT2). Gene Ontology annotation, cellular component: heterotrimeric G-protein complex. The record is from RefSeq and is a predicted model, not a curated record. Gene Ontology annotation, molecular function: G-protein beta-subunit binding. The coding region runs from base 700 to 909 and encodes 69 amino acids. Gene Ontology annotation, biological process: G protein-coupled receptor signaling pathway. NCBI's taxonomy places the organism in Eukaryota, Metazoa, Chordata, Mammalia, Carnivora, Mustelidae. The transcript has 4 exons.
AGAGGAAGUCAGUCUCCGCUCCCUGGGCCCGGGCCUCUCUGCCCCCUGCCCAGAGGAAGGGGGAAGCCAGGGGCCCCUCUGGGGGCCCGGUCCCCCAAUCCCUUCCCAGCAGAGGAAGCCAAGGUCGGGGCGCUGUGAUUGCUCCCUGGGCCUGGAGAGGAAACUGUUUUGUGGGGCGGGGGCUGGGGGCGGGGGAAGGGUUGGGAGACAGGAGGAAGGGGGCUGGCCUGCUUGGGAUGGGAGGGGGAGGUGGAUUUUCCACUCAUGGAAGGGGAGGAAAGGGCAGAGGGUGGGGGCUUCCUUGGGAAGCUCAGGGAUGAGUCACCCAGGGCCAGGGGAGUGGAGGGUGGAUAGGAUAUGGAGACCAGGGGCGCUGGGGACUGGAGGGUGGCCCAGCAACAAUGGAAACCAGCCAAUGCAGCAGCAAGAGGAAUCGGCUCAGACACCAGGAAGACACACAUCCAGAGGUCCCCUGAGAAGCGUUAGCAAACCUCCGAGGGGCUGUGCGUGGAGAAGCCCCGGUGCGCAUGCUCUGUCCUGAUGGAGACUUUCAGAAGCUGAGGAGCUGGGAAGCUCAGACAUCAUCUUGCCUGAGUCGGGGACCAGUGACUUGAAGUGCAAACUCUUUCUUGGCAGACAGAGACUACUGUGAGGGCAGAGUCUGUGCCUCCCCCAUCAGACUGGUCUCUCUGGAGCAGGAUGGCCCAGGAGCUCAGCGAGAAGGAGCUCCUGAAGAUGGAGGUAGAACAGCUGAGGAAGGAAGUCAAGAACCCAAGGAGCCCGAUUUCCAAGACGGGAAAGGAAAUCAAGGAUUACGUGGAGGCUGAAGCAGGAAACGACCCUCUCCUCAAAGGCAUCCCUGAGGACAAGAAUCCCUUCAAGGAGAAAGGCGGCUGCACCUUAAGCUGAGGGCUCUGGAGGCCCCCCACCCCGACCGUCUGUCCCUCCUCAACCCCACUCUUCCCCAGGAACCCAGGGCUCCAGGGGCGGGGGGACACUCUUCACCCUCUCUCGGCCACAUCAGGAGGAGACCCCCAGCCCGUGCACUGGGGAGCCGUUCCCCACUCCUGCCCUUAGCUCUUCACCACCACCCCUGGGUCACUGCGGGCUCCCCUUGGAGGCCCUUGACCGCUGCUCUGGCUCAGCAGCCGUGGCACAUUCCAUGGUGGGGUCCGAAGAGCCUGCCACGCCCUGGGACACCAGACAGCAUCCUUGGAGACCUUGACCCCUCCCUACGGCCCUCCCGUCUUUCCCUCCACUCUCUUCCUAGGAAGCAGCAUUCCUAUUCAUAGCCGUUUGCGUGGAGGGCCAGAGUAGGGGAGGCCCUUCUUCCCCAUCUUAUGUCUGACCCUGUGGUCCUCCUCCUAGUCACUUAGAUCGCCCCAGUGGGCUGAGGACGAAAAGAGUUUGUGACGUCAUGAGGUCACACUCUAUUUAAUGUUGUGGGGUGUCUGUUCCAUGCUGGGCACUGGGCAGGGCAGAGUACCAGCGCUAACACAGCGGGAACAGAGCUGGCAGGGAGGUCAGUAAGCGCUUCUGCGCAGAAAGGACCAUCAGUGGCGUGGGCCACACGGCAGACAGACACCCAGGGCCAUGGGCAAGGUCCAAGGGAACUGUUGCAGGCCAGUGGGCCGUGGGGAGGAACGGGACACACGGAGGCCCAAGAGGGAGAUGCGCAAAGCCUUAAAGGACCCCUGUGAACUCAGUUAAGAACUGUGUUCUCCACCCGCCGUGACAGGCAUGAAGCAGCCAAGGGACAGGAUUUGAUGAGCAGGAGGGAGGCUGGCUCCUGGCUAAGGAGGACACGGAUUCCUGGGCCUUGUCAGCAAGGAGAUUAUAGUCUUAUGGAACCACAGAAGGCAAGCCGAGAACAGGGCAUAAGCUGACACCCUGUAACCCCGGUCAGCCCUCCCCCAGGUGGGAUCUGUGUGACAAUCCCGCCGCUCUAAAGCAAAGGAAAGGAAAAACAAAUAGUUACCUUCUUAGAGAUCACAGCCGUGCAAGAUAGGAGUCUCCCUUGGUUUACAAAUGUCUUAACAAUUUACCAAGGGGGGCAGCAUUCUUACCAAAAACCUAACUUCCAGAAGGAAACUCCAACUGUCUUACUGUCAAUACUUUCCUAGAGGGAAAAACAAUAUUCACCUGACAAUGGCAAGGCCUCCCAUAUCUUGUAGGUCCUCUCUAGCACACAAAAAUUCUUCUGAAAACCUUGUUUUUUCCUUACCCCCAGCUCCCAAGUAUAUAACCCGCCACCCCUCACAACCCUGGGCCAGCGGCUCUUUCUGCCCACGGGCCCUGUCCCCAUGCUUUAAUAAAACCAC